AUGGACAUUAAAACCACACCACCACCAAACCAAACCCCAAGUGGUACAUCAUCUAGUGUUACCAAUAUAUCAUCCUCACCACCCACAACACCGCCUUCGCCCAUAACGGCAACAUCCAUAACCAGUUUAUCCGAUGUUCAAAAGCAAACAUUUCAACAUAUUUUUGAAAAAUUGGUUGUCAGUAGCGGCGGCAGCGCAAAAAUACCACCAAAACAAUAUGAAUACUUUCGAAAUUUAUUGGAAAAUGUACGCGAUCCCAAAAAUUUGCAAAUGAUUGUGGAAAAGUUUAAAAAUCUUGAGCAAAUGGAUACGAACUUUUCGCAAAAUGGAAUAAAAAAUUCUAUGAUGACUGAAGAUACAGAUGGUACAAUUAAGGAUACUACACGCAGAUAUGCCAAUACAAAUCAAGCGAUCACUCCUCGUCAUACGAUUGAUGCAAUUUUAGGUUUAAAAAAUCGCCACCAAAUGAAUGACGGUGAUUGUGAUGACGCCACCGAUUUGCGUUGUAACAAAACGUUGGCACAACUACGCAACAUGGACAAUCAUAUGGUCACGUUAAUGCAACAGCAACGUCAUAAUUCUUCAUAUUCCCUGCCUUCACCUAACGGUCAAAUGCACCAAAGUAAUAUGUCAUCUAUGAAUUUACCUCCACCUUCUACUCAUCCGCAACAUGGUCAACAUAGUCAUCUUGGCUAUCAUAAUACGUUAAUGAAUUUCCAACAGCAGCAACAACAACAUAAUUUUCAUGCUGCCACUAACCACGUACUAUCAUAUAGCAAUCUUCAAGAUACCACCGAUAUGAACGACAGUCGUAUUAGUCCGUCCAUGAAUAGUAGUGAUUAUUUAAAUUCAAUGCAUCAAAUGGUCGAAGCCAACAAUUUAAACCAAUUGCACCACAACAAUGACAUGAGUCCACAUGCUAACAUGACGACUCAAUCACAAAUCCAACCACCACCAGCGACAUCGGCAAUUAUGAAUUCUGGUGUCUAUCAUAGUCAUCAACAACAUUUGGCUGCCUUAGCUGCACAUGCCCAAGCCCAAGCGCAGCAUGAUCAAAAGUUUGCCAAGUCAUCGUCAUUAUCCUCAACAACAUCAACUGCAGCAGCAACAACCACAGCAGCGGCUGCUGCAUCAUUAGUGGCAUCAACAAUGGCUAAUCAAAUGACGGCUUCUUCUACGUAUUUUUCCAAUAAUGGCGCCUCCAAUCUUGUACAUAAUCUCAACGAUUAUGACGAGCGUUCGUUGUCCUCUAUGUCCAAUGGAGGGGAUAUUGAUGCCGUUACUGAAGAUGAGGAUGAAGCGAAGGACCCCAAUGAUACACACAACAUCGAUGUAACAUCUUCACCACAACACACAGGGUUUGGCAAUGGCUCUGGACUAAAACGAAAGUUAACUUCAAAUUCUUCUUCUUACUGUGAUGACUUAAAUACAAUCAACAACAUCAAUACAAAUGACGAUAGAACUAGCGAGUGCCUAAGCAAAAAUCUAAUGAAUAGCAACGGCGGUGCCGGGGAUAAUUAUUUGCUGAAGACUCAAUUCGAAGGAGGAGUGAGACCGCGAUCAUUGGAAGACAUGCAGAAACAAAAUUUUAUGUCGCUUAAUGGGAAUUCAACUAUGGAACACAAUCUUAGCGGUCAGUCUCAACAACAACAACAGCAACAAAAGCACUUGGACGAUUAUAACAGAUUACACCACAUAAGUGGGGGAGGCAGUGUGGGACCAGCCGGGGACCAACAGGAUCGGCUUAACGACAACGAUAGUGUCAUGAAUGGCAGUUGUGCAUCAAGUGAAGAUCUUAAUCAAACAAAUUCCAGUGAACAGGGUGAAAAAAUUACUUCCGGCAGUGAUGAUGAAGGACAAGAUGACAAUUGUUCAAAAAAGAAACAUCGACGCAAUCGUACAACCUUUACAACAUAUCAAUUGCAUGAAUUGGAAAGAGCCUUUGAAAAAUCGCACUAUCCCGAUGUAUAUUCCCGCGAAGAGUUAGCCAUGAAGGUUAAUUUACCUGAAGUUAGAGUACAGGUAUGGUUUCAAAAUCGCAGAGCCAAAUGGAGAAGACAGGAAAAAUCAGAAAGUUUGAGACUUGGUCUCACACAUUUUACACAACUACCGCAUCGUUUGGGCUGUGGUCCUUCAGGCUUGCCGGUAGAUCCCUGGCUAUCGCCUCCUUUACUGUCAGCUUUGCCAGGAUUUCUUUCACAUCCUCAAACAGUCUAUCCAUCGUAUCUCACACCACCUCUAAGUUUAACUCCAUCUAACCUAGCGAUGAGCAGUUUAGCAGGAAUGGGACCACAUGGUCAUGGACCGCAUUCAACAGGUCAUCAUCAGCCACCACCUGGAAUGACAUUGGGAUCUAGUAGUUCACAUGGAGGCCAUCAACAUUUGCAGCUAACACAUCUGUCACCUCAUUUGUCACGCAUGUCACCACAGUCGAUGGCCGCAAUGAAUCCUCAAAUAUCUGUAGCAAAUUCAAUGUCCUCAACAUCAACAACAUCCUCUAAUGUGUCGGCCACAAAUUCUCCACUCACCUCUUUACCUCCACCCUCUUUAAGUUCUUCUGUCUCUAUAGCACCACAAUCACUGUCACCGCAAAAUCUUACCACCGUCAAUGGUGACAAUGACUCCCACUCGAGUGCGACAAAAUGCUCUUCUGCAAACAUUGAUGUGGUGGAUGUGGGUCGCGAAAGUCCCAUACCCACAAUUAACGCAACCGUAGCAACAAAUAAUGGCCUCACUAAUUCAAAUGUCAACGAGCCUUCAACACCACCUUCUUCUACUGCCUCCUCCAACACUGCUUCUUCAGUGACAGCAACAAAUCAACAACCGCAAACGACAGACAUACGUUCAAAUUCUAUUGCAACAUUACGCAUCAAGGCCAAGGAACAUCUCGAAAAUAUAAAUAAAAGUUUAACUAUGGUUUAGAAUGUCUGGUUAACCGUCACCGUAAUUUAAUUUUAUUCCUAUGACUCGCUCACCAAGCCUUCUUUUAUGUCAUUUUUCAAUUAAAUGUUUUGACACAAAUGUUUAACUAAGUAAUUUACACAAAAAUACACACGGCUCUAUAUACAGACAAAAAUCAAUAUAUGUAAUUAAUUAAAACCAUUGAACACCUAAUUAAAUAAAUUCGAGUAGUAAAUUAUUAAAUCGUUAGUUGUACUUAGUUUCUAAACAUUUUUAAGUUAAGAAUGUAAUUUAACCUUCACUCAUAAGAAAUAAACAUUAGUUAACUUUACAUACUUGUAAUUUUAAUCGCAAAUAAAUCCGAAAUAAAAAACAUUUUAUAAGUAGUUAAAAUACAAAUGUAUU
Messenger RNA from Lucilia sericata (common green bottle fly), 3306 nucleotides. RefSeq names its product retinal homeobox protein Rx. The transcript has 6 exons. Gene Ontology annotation, biological process: positive regulation of transcription by RNA polymerase II. Bases 1 to 2922 code for a protein of 973 amino acids. Gene Ontology annotation, molecular function: DNA-binding transcription factor activity, RNA polymerase II-specific; RNA polymerase II cis-regulatory region sequence-specific DNA binding. The record is from RefSeq and is a predicted model, not a curated record. NCBI's taxonomy places the organism in Eukaryota, Metazoa, Arthropoda, Insecta, Diptera, Calliphoridae.